This is a messenger RNA of Pseudogymnoascus verrucosus, 1406 nucleotides long. RefSeq lists its product as uncharacterized. The transcript is spliced from 2 exons. Gene Ontology annotation, biological process: regulation of transcription by RNA polymerase II. The record is from RefSeq and is a predicted model, not a curated record. The coding region runs from base 187 to 1158 and encodes 323 amino acids. Gene Ontology annotation, molecular function: RNA polymerase II cis-regulatory region sequence-specific DNA binding; DNA-binding transcription factor activity, RNA polymerase II-specific. Lineage: Eukaryota; Fungi; Ascomycota; Leotiomycetes; Thelebolales; Thelebolaceae.
UUUCGUUUCUCGGAUUGACACUUCUUGGUACAAUCAACUCUAUCCAGAUGCAAAAUACUUUCAUAUAUUUUCAUUUUUAUCUUUAAGUCGUCACAUCUCCGCGGCUUUUCUCAAAGAUAUCAACUUCUGCCUGGGCCGGUUGAGUCACCGGCUCUCUAUCAGAACACCAGCAGUGCUACCGUCAACAUGAGUAGACCUUCACAUACACGGUCUCCGAGUCCGUCAUACCAUGAUUUUGAGCGGGGAUAUUUGCCUUCUAGCCAACAGUCAUACAAUGAUGCAAAUGCAAGUAUGCAAUCAAUGACCAUAUCGGAUCAUGAACCUUUCGGAAGCCCGACUGGCGACUAUGCAUUUGCGGGCUCGCCGUUCACGUCUCCUUAUCCUCAGCAAUCAGCUGCGUCUGCAUUCACCAAUUUGAAUUCAGCCCAGCAGGUCGCCGAUUAUGCACUACCACAGAACUAUAACCCUUAUUCAAUGGAUGUUAUCCCGUCAAACUUAGCUACAGCCUCAGGACAGAUUCCAUUUCCAUUGUCAGGUCCACAAUAUUACCCACCUAACGGUACCUACAAUGAGCCUGGCAGUAGUCAAAUGGUGGAUAACUCUGUCCAUUGGCAUCCCGGGCUAGUCGACCUAUCUUCGGGCCAACCAUCUAACACAUAUGGCUUGGAUAAUGUAUUGGAUACAGAGGACUGGUUGUCCCCCGUGCCACCCACGGGGUCAAGCUUUACUGGUGCAGAUUCUGGUCUAAGCUAUGACUCCGGGGCAGAGGGCGUAGUGCUGGGAUCUAGCAGCACAAAUGCUGGGAGCUCUCGCACAACCCCGAGCCAGGAAAAGCGUCCCCGGAUAGUGACGACGCGCGAGGAUGGCAACUAUGAGUGCACAGUGGACGGCUGUGGCAAGCUGUUCAACCGCAGCUAUAACUAUCGAGCACACAUGGAAACACAUGACGCGGACCGAGUCCAUCCGUUUGUUUGCGCUUUGCCUGAUUGCAUGAAGAGGUUUCGGCGGAAGACGGAUUUGCAGCGGCACCAUCAAUCGGUGCAUAUAAAGGAGAAGAGCCACCAGUGCGAAUACUGUGGCAGGUUUUUCUCGAGGAAGGAUACUCUUGGGAGGCACAAAGAUGACGGAUGUUCCAAGCAAUUUAACUUAUCAGUUUGAAGAUCAUAACCCAUACUUGCCGCAGGGCAGAUUUAAGCGACGCGGGGACAAAGAGACGGACGACAUUCCUUUGCUUUAGCGUGAUGUACUUCUAGCGGAUUUUACGGCCUUAACUAUCAUGAGUGCUAUUUAGAAGAGGGUAGCCGCGGCUACCUGUUUCAGCGGUUUUAUAUGAGAUGCGUAUAUCAAUAGUGGUAGAUUGGAUACUACAGCGGAUUUGAUUUGUACUAAAUGAGAUAGCAACGAGU